AUGGCGACGGCUCGUAGUUUUGUCACGAAUCAUUGUUCUGUGCUACCCCUCUUGCGUCUCCCCGGAAACGGUGGUGGUAGGUUGAGUUCAAAGAUGGAUGUUUUUGCCUUUGGAGUGAUUUUGAUGGAACUUAGUACGGGGAAAAAACAAGUACAUGAGGACAUUUCAAAUGAAAAAAUUCACCUCGUGUAUCAGUUUAACAAUGAAAAUAUUGAUAGGUGUGAAAGGACAAGAAACCUGUUGGAUUGCUCAUUGAAUCCUAUGGAAGAGAUCUUUGAUAGCUUAUGCAAAGUGGCUGACCUUGUAUGCCACUGCACACAUACUUACUCGGAUAGGAGGCCAAGUAUGAGUGCAGUGGUUAGUGCCCUAGCACCAUUGGUUGAGCUAUUAGACUUGAGGCAGAAAUUCGAUGAGGGUAGUAAGUGUUCAGAAGUGGAAUAUUUGAAUCUACAUCAAGCUGUAGAAGACAGGAAGGCUGGCAGGGGAACGGCCACUAUGCAGAGUAAAGUCUACAAUAGUCACUCCAAUUAA
Malania oleifera is the source of this 531-nucleotide messenger RNA. RefSeq names its product receptor-like kinase TMK4. Bases 1 to 531 code for a protein of 176 amino acids. Lineage: Eukaryota; Viridiplantae; Streptophyta; Magnoliopsida; Santalales; Ximeniaceae. The transcript is spliced from 2 exons. The record is from RefSeq and is a predicted model, not a curated record. Gene Ontology annotation, molecular function: protein kinase activity. Gene Ontology annotation, biological process: protein phosphorylation.